Benincasa hispida (wax gourd) is the source of this 1559-nucleotide messenger RNA. Its product is annotated as AT-hook motif nuclear-localized protein 10-like. Gene Ontology annotation, molecular function: minor groove of adenine-thymine-rich DNA binding. The record is from RefSeq and is a predicted model, not a curated record. NCBI's taxonomy places the organism in Eukaryota, Viridiplantae, Streptophyta, Magnoliopsida, Cucurbitales, Cucurbitaceae.
GCCGUAAAAGGAAAGUAAUCCGUAAUUAUCAAAAUAAAUAUUUUAUAAUUAAAGCCACAAAUCAUCCCUUAAUUAAUAAUAUAUUUAAAUAUUUCUGAUUUCCGCAUUUCUUUUUCCAAAAAGCCUUUUCAAUCCAACCCUUCGUUUUCUCUUCCAAAGCCCUAAUUUUUCCUUUCUCUUCUGAUUAUCACUCUUCGCUAUUUUUCCUAUUUUACUGGCUUUAGAUAGAGUUUUGAUUCAAGCUGUUGUGGGGGAAAAGAGAGAAGAAAAAUGUCGGGAUCUGAAACUGGUGUGAUCACCAGUAGAGAACCCUUCACCGUCGGCGUUCAAAAUAGCUCCUUACAGUCGCAGUCGGCGGCCCAAAAUAUGCGAUUAGCCUUCUGCGCUGAUGGCCCAGCCGUCUACAAGCCUGUGACUCCUUCAACCUCACCGUCUUACCAAUCCUCCAUGGCCGGAGUUUCUGGUAAUGCCGGAAUUGAGGGAUCGGCUGGUGGAGGAGGGUCUAUGUUGCCUCAUGGUUUCAAUAUAAAUUCGGUGGGUAGUGAGCAAAUAAAGAGGAAGAGGGGCAGGCCGAGGAAGUAUGGACCAGAUGGCUCCAUGGCUUUAGCUUUGGCUUCUGGGCCGUCAUCAGGAACUGGAGGUUUUCCUCCUUCAAAUAUGGCUAAUUCUGCUUCUGAAGGACUGGGCUCACCAAAUUCAUUGAAGAAAAUUAAAGGCAGGCCACUUGGUUCUAAGAAAAAGCAACAAUUGGAAGCUUUAGGAUCGGCUGGUAUUGGGUUCACCCCACAUGUUAUUGACGUGAAAGCGGGAGAGGAUGUAUCGUCAAAAAUAAUGUCCUUUUCUCAGAAUGGCCCCAGAGCUAUAUGUAUCCUGUCUGCAAACGGAGCAAUAUCAAAUGUGACUUUACGUCAACCUGCUACAUCUGGUGGAACUGUUACUUAUGAGGGGCGAUUUGAAAUUUUGUCACUUUCGGGUUCAUUUCUCCCGUCUGAAAAUGGUGGUCAGAGAAGCAGAACUGGUGGGUUGAGUGUGUCUUUGUCUGGUCCAGAUGGCCGAGUUUUAGGUGGUAGUGUGGCGGGUCUCCUCACAGCUUUAUCUCCUGUUCAGGUGGUUGUGGGAAGUUUCAUAGCCGACAGCAACAAGGAACCGAAGUUAGCGCGCCAAAAUGAACCCAUCAACGUCUCGCCAAUGCUAAACCCAGUUGGCUUUGGUCACUUGACAGGAGGAGCCAGUAGUCCAUCUCAUGGGACGCUAAGCGAGUCUUCCGGUGGCGGCCCCGGCAGCCCCCUCAACAACAGCUCUGGAGCCUGCAACAAUAGCAACCAUCCACAGAGCAUGUCCGGCAUGCCAUGGAAAUAAGUAUCAUAGCCAUUGAAUCCCGCUGUGAUCCCACAAAUCGAGCCGAUAAUCUAAUUUCCAUGACAGGGAUGGGUGCGUAGAGCUGUAUUUCUAAUGUCUUUUGGGCCGUCUGGGACUCUGGGGGAGCUUUUGUAAUUUGUAAUUUUUUUUUAAAGAAAAAUUCAGUUUUAGCGUGAUACUACUAGCAAAGCCAAGUAGGG